Molecule: messenger RNA, 315 nt
Organism: Saccharomyces cerevisiae S288C
Lineage: Eukaryota; Fungi; Ascomycota; Saccharomycetes; Saccharomycetales; Saccharomycetaceae
Gene: YIL014C-A
Exons: 1
Coding region: 1-315 (104 amino acids)
Source: RefSeq, marked reviewed
AUGGACAUUGACAUGAACUAUCCCAGUAUAACUACUUUGAUGAGUAAUGAAUCAGCAAACUUAUUGAUUAUUUGGGGGAAUGCCACGCCUGAUAUUAGCUAUCUAUCUUAUACAACUAACCCAAUGUUAGGUGACUAUGUUUUAAAUGUGUCCGCUAUAAAUGGCUGCACGGAGGAAUUAAUAGCAACUCAUCUAGUGCCAACUUUGGAGAAUGCAACCCAGUGGGUUUAUGAUGCGGGGGAGUACUGGGACAAUUAUUCCUUUACUGAUGAAAGUACCCCUCUGCCAGGACUUUCCUGGCCAUUUAAUGAAUAA